Messenger RNA from Botrytis porri, 1465 nucleotides. RefSeq lists its product as uncharacterized. The transcript has 2 exons. The record is from RefSeq and is a predicted model, not a curated record. Gene Ontology annotation, cellular component: membrane. Lineage: Eukaryota; Fungi; Ascomycota; Leotiomycetes; Helotiales; Sclerotiniaceae. The coding region runs from base 96 to 1214 and encodes 372 amino acids. Gene Ontology annotation, molecular function: serine-type endopeptidase activity.
GAUUACCGUACUCGUCAAGCAUAAAUAGUAUUUUAGAAUUUCUCUCGAUGCAAUAACAGACACCACAUCAUUCACUCCUAAUCUACAUCUUAAUAAUGCUGCGAAAAAUUGGGCUUUUCAAGCCUUCAGGGAUUCUUUCACGAAUUAACGUUACACCAAUUCGACGUCCGUUGAAUGCAAGAAGUUUUCGAUCUAGAGUUCUUACAAACUACAAUCAUGAUGCUUCACAAGAGAUUAAUAUUGAGCCGCCUCCGCCUCCCCAACCAAACCCUCCAGUUAAAUCCAAUGUGGCUGCAAUGACUAUAUUUACCGUAGUCGCCGUCACUACCAUAUACACCACCUCGGCCAUCUACGAGAAUCUGAAUCUCCAAAAAGAGACUCCCAGAAUCAUGGAUAUGUUUACCCGCAACGAAGAAAACACAUACGACGUAAGACGCAAAAUGCACGAGAUGAAUUACCCUCCUGGGAUACUAUAUGCACCGACCCCAUGGCCACCCAUCCGCCAACUCUCCCAUCUUCAGGGCCGAGAAAAAUUCUGGAAUCGAUUGAUGCCAUCGGAAAAAUUCACAUACACCAUCAUGGCGACGAAUCUAGGAAUCCAUGCGCUGGGUAGUCUGGCUCCAGGAUUAUGGUUCAACAUCUUCAUGCAUACACCUAGCAUGAAUAGAAAUUUCACACUGCUCACUUGUGUAUUCGGUCAUGGGGGACUGGCCCAUUUGGGUAUGAAUAUGUAUGGAUUCCAUUCUUUCAUGCCGGCUCUGGGACAAGAUCCCGCUUUCAAAUCGAGUAUUCCCCACAUGACGGCUUUCUAUCUCUCAAGCGGUGUGAUGGGUAGCUGGGCACAAGCUCUUAGUGCAGGAUUGAGACCGAAUGUUGCGCCGGUACCGUUUCUGGGAGCGAGUGGUGCGAUAUUCGCGUUGAUUGGUGCGUUUGCGAUGCAACACCCAGAAGCCCAGUUUCAGAUUCUGUUUAUUCCGUAUCCGUUUGCGGCGCAGGAGUUGUUGGGUGCGGCGAUGUUGUUUGAUUUAAUGGGUGUUUGUGGUGCUUAUAAAACUCUCAGAUUGGGACACGCGGCGCAUUUGAGUGGUGCCUUGAUGGGUUUGGGAUACGUGUAUUUUGAUUGCGAGAGGAAUGUUUGGAGACCACUUUGUAGAGGUGUUUAUAAAUGGUUUGGAAUGAGAAAGUGGGAGAAGAAGAUUGAGCGGUAUGUUUAGAUGAGGACAGAGUAGCCUUAUAUGGCUCCUGUGACCAGAGGCGAUAAAGAAGAAUCACGUGUGGAGAUGAGAGACUCUCCGCUCAGGACUGGCCAUUACUUGCGUCGGCGUUUAGGUAUUGAUGUUCCCCCAUAUAGUUAAUCAAUGGUAUAUUAGUGGACAAAGCAUGGCUCCCAGCAUCUGAAAGAUUUCCAGAAAGUUGUCGGAAAUGAGUUUGCAUAUGGUAGUGCAGGUAAUUCAAAUUGAGUAAA